Molecule: messenger RNA, 1926 nt
Organism: Scedosporium apiospermum
Lineage: Eukaryota; Fungi; Ascomycota; Sordariomycetes; Microascales; Microascaceae
Exons: 9
Coding region: 1-1926 (641 amino acids)
Biological process (GO): amino acid transmembrane transport
Cellular component (GO): vacuolar membrane
Molecular function (GO): amino acid transmembrane transporter activity
Source: RefSeq, a predicted model, not a curated record
AUGGCUUCCGCCAAUCUCUCGGCGGAUGAAUACCAUCACCGUGACAUCUCUCCGGCCCGGAGCAGCAUACACUCGAGAACCGAUGCGAGCGACUCACAGUCUUUGUCUCGUUGGCCUACCGACCCUUCAGGUUUGAGACGUCGAAGGUCCUCGAACUUCAACCCUGCUCUCCUUGCCGAGUAUGGUGGUGUCAACAGCAUCCGGUCCUUCACUCGGAGCUGGCGCCGAGCUGCUGGCUUCCCCGAAGUCCUCCCACAACGUCCCCCUCUCGUCUUUGCCCCCGAUCAGGCCCCGCUCGUCUACCCCGACGAGGAAGCUCCCCGCGAAGCUAUCGACACACUUCCAGGGCCCUCCGGGCAAGGCGACCGACAACCCGCAGCCGAUUUCCAGGAGAGGGAAAGGAAGGCGUACAAUCCCGAGUUGGAAGGGGCGUUCAUUCCCGGUAGCUAUUCAAGUUCCAUUUUCGCCAUCCCACCGAGCCUCGCCACGCCUCUUGUUGGGAGCUAUGCCAGUUACCCCACCUAUGGCACCCUUCCCGCAGAGUCUUCUGAGAGGAGAUCCUCGUUUGCUCGUUCGUGGAUUCAACCUGUUGCGGGAGAGCAACUGAUCGAUGAGCUUCCUCCAAUCCUCGUGAAGGAGGUUGAGCAGGAUGGCAAGAUUGUGUUGACUGUGGAGGGUCAGUCAACGUUGCCUCAGACUAUCUUUAACUCGAUCAACGUACUUGUUGGCGUCGGCCUUCUGAGCUUGCCGCUCGGAAUUAAAUAUUCUGGGUGGCUCUGCGGCAUGAUUUUGCUGCUCCUCUGUGCUGUUGUCACCGGCUACACGGCAAGGCUACUGGGGAAGUGCAUGGACUUGGAUCCAAGCCUCAUUACCUUUUCUGAUAUCGCUUAUAUCUCCUACGGACAUAAAGCGAGGUUUGUUACUAGUGUAUUGUUCACUCUCGAGCUGAUAGCCGCGAAUGUGGCUCUGGUUGUCUUAUUCUCCGACUCUAUGGAACUCUUGUUCCCGGGCUUCCUAACAGCUCUACAGUGGAAGACUCUCUGCUGCGUGAUUCUAUUCCCGCUGCAUUUCCUACCGCUCCGGCUUCUCAGUGUCACCAGUGUGAUUGGCAUUUUCUCGUGUCUUGGAAUUGUCACCAUUGUCAUUUUAGACGGCUUCAUCAAGCCCACCGCGCCUGGUUCUCUCCUAGAGCCCGCAGCGACUUAUAUGUUCCCGAAGCGCUGGAGCACAUUACCACUUUCAUUCGGCCUGCUGCUUAGUCCAUGGGGCGGUCAUUCUAUUUUCCCGAAUAUUUAUCGUGACAUGAGACACCCUUAUAAGUAUAAGAAAGCCCUCGAGAUCACUUUUAGCUUCACCUAUCUUCUCGACGCCACCACAGCCGUAGCCGGCGUCCUCAUGUUCGGCGAUGACGUCCGCGAUUCCAUCACCUCCAACAUCCUCCGAACGACCGGUUACCCCAAGGCCCUCACGGCUUUGAUGUGUGUCUUCAUUGCCAUCAUACCUCUCACCAAGAUUCCGCUCAAUGCCCGUCCCAUCAUCAACACUAUCGAAUUGGUCUUUGGCAUCCGCUACCACCAUCACCAUCCCCUCCAUCAUGCCAACAACGGCGCUCCUGACGGUACCAGGCUAAGCGAGGCCUAUUUGACCUUUAUGAAGUUCUUCUCACGUAUACUUACUUUGGCUACGUUCCUCGUCAUUUCUAUCCUCUUUCCCGCCUUCGAUAGCAUCAUGGCCUUUAUGGGCAGCGCGCUCUGCUUCACCAUCUGCGCCAUUCUCCCCCUCGCCUUUUACCUUCGACUCUUCCAACACGAAAUAUCCACUCGCGAGAGACUUUGCGCCUACUUCCUCAUGGUUGUUUGCUCGAUUCUCUCCAUAGUCGGCACCAUCUGGGCUUUCCUCCCCAAGUCUCUCAUCGGAGCGGACUAA